CUUUUCACAAUUCCGUACACAACGUCCCUGGAUGUUUUGACCAAAUGUACUUGCUUUAUUCGCGAUUAAUGUGUUCUUACUUGAUUUUACAGAGAAUGUAACUUGUAAUUGUUGCAAUAAUUCGACAUUGCAGCCAUGUUGCUUCCGUCUGACAUAGCGCGGCUCGUUUUAGGAUACUUACAAUAUGAGGGACUGUGUUCUACAAGCCAGGCAUUCAUUCGUGAAAGCCCCAAUUUGAAGGAGUACGCAGAACACAGCUCAGAUGAUGGAACUAUUCCUGCUUGUAUGUUUUCCCUUUUUGGAAAAAACCUGACAACUCUUUUGAAUGAGUAUGUUGCUGUCAAAUCUAAAGAGAUGAGUGAAGAGACUCAGAUACCCGUCAUGAUGACAUCAUUGUGGAAAAAGCUUGAUUUCACACUCAAUCAAAUCAAGUCUAUGCAGAACUCCCCAGCUGUUAGCCAGAAUCAAAGAUUACGCACACGUAAUGGAAUCGUGAACAUGAGGGGGCGACCGAGAGCCUUGUCAUCAACGCUGUCCCCCAGCUCUGGGUUUCUGUCAUCGUCAGCCCCGCCGUUGGCCCAGGGCAUCGCCACCCCCCUCGACACCCCUCAGAGCAUCCUGGGACACUCCACCCCAGUCUGCUACAGCUCCCAGCAGACCAGAUCCUCCCCCAUCUGCAGCACACAGCCCCAGAUCCAAGAUGGAGGACGUCUGCUCAUCAAUGUGAACCGAGAGUCACCUUUGCAAAUAACGGUUCCAGACAACCGGUUAACCCCAGGACCAUUAUCCCCAGGGCGUAGGAAAUGUGACUCCCCCAGGAGGAGAGGUGGGGGAUCUGGUGGGACUGGAAGAGCCAACAUGGCAGCCAGUAGCCUGAGAGCAGAGCCCCAGAGUGAAGAGGCAGUCACAGAGAAUUUCCCUCAAAUGGUGAUACAAAAUGCAAGAGAGAGGAUUCUAAAUGACAAGUCCUUACAAGAGAAGCUUGCUGAAAACAUAAACAAAAUCCUAGCAAGUGAUGUCAGUCCCCAGGCAUCAUGCAGCACCAUGGAGCCUGACCAGUCCAUAGAUGAAAUUCUGGGCCUGCAGGGGGAGAUUCAUAUGUCUAAUGAUGUUAUACAAGACAUCUUGGAGCAGACAGAGUCCGACCCAGCCUUCCAGGCUCUCUUUGACCUCUUUGAUUACGGCAAAAGCAAAACCAGUGAGGAUACUGAACAAGGAGCUGGGAUCAUGAGCAAUACCACAACAGAGAAUGGUGAGACUGAGACUAGAUGUAUUGACGUCUCUCCUGAGACUGGAGACCCAGGCACUGGGCCUGAAAAUUCAACACUUGGACAAGAAACAACAACUAGAGCAACAAAGUCCAGUCAAGAGCCCAAUAGUAAGAAAACAAGGAAAUCUGCACCUCCUGUUUCAAGCACUUCAAAGGCAACUCCUGGACCCAGUACCAGAGGGUUGAGAAAGGGAGCUAGUGCAACUCGACCCUCAGCACGUAUUGAUAAACUUACUGGCGCUUCUUCUUCUGCCGCAAAGGACUCUGAUAUGGUUGACUCCGGCUCCAUCUUUGAUCAGGAUGUAUCAGGUGUGGAUAUAGAUGAACCUCCUCCUCUUGACAAUAUAGCUCCCCCAGAUGUCUUUGAGCCAGUCAGACAGGAGAGUGGAACAAAUCGUCCGGCAUCAGCAUGCAACACAGCUUCAUCUGAAACCAGGACGGUCUCUGCUGUGAAAAAAAAUGUAUUAGGCAGUGAGAACACAGUGGGGGCUGAUGGUGGACAAGUGAUGGAUAACCAAGCUUCACUUCUUAACUCUUCACCUGCCCUGUCCAAUUCCAUGCCAGUGCUUGAUCAGUCAAACAAUGCUCCCAUACAGGCCUCUAACCUGCCUCAUAUGAAUUUGACCCCUCCCAGCACUGUAGGAAUUUCACAACCUCUACCACAGACCAUACACUCUAUGGCUGUCCCCUCAACAGUUACAACAACAACAACCUUCAUCCCAAACCCCAAUCCUACAGGCAAGGAAGUGGACUCCAGUAAGAUUGUGGCCCUGAAGAUCAUAAUCAGCGAUGAGCAUGAGGAGCCCUCCAGUGACUCAGCCCUGAACCAGGCUGUGUCCAGCAUCACUGGGGAUAGGAUCCCCACCAUCUUCCUCUCCUCCCCCGCCAAGUCACCUGCCAAGGCCCCAGCCCUCAGUGGCGCACCCAUGGCUCAGGAGGAGACGGUGCAGGCGGUUAGCAGCUUACAGAGGACAGAAGUCCUCCAGCCAGCAGAGACCAAUCCUCUUAGUGGGAAAGCAGGGGAUGUGGCAGCAUUGGCAGGGACGUCAUCUGCGUUGACACAGCCUGGCUACUACAUUCAGCUGCCCUUUGAUUCAGCCACAUCCACCAACAGCUACAUCUUAGUGACAGACACAACAGCCACAUACCCCCAGUCCAACAUGGUGAUGUUACCCAGUGGCGCCCAACAGGUACAGACUGUACCCCCCACCUCAUAUGCUCUGGCCACUCCACCCCGCUAUUCCCCUGGAUCUAGACUCGUCAUAUCUUCACCAGUUCAGCCCAUGCUGCAAAGCAUGGUGGUUCCUGUAUCUGUUGUUGGGCAGAACAAUGCAGGACAGUUUUCAAUAGUUCCCAAUCAGUUGAUAGCCAUGCCUAGCCCUGCUUCAGCAAAGCAGCCAGCAGCAGUGAAAACCAAGGCUAAACUGGCUCCCAAGGACACCACAGUCUCAGGAAAAACGGAAGCUUCUGGAUCGAAUAUGGUUACAAAGCAGGUCCACCAACAAUCCUUUGAAAGCACAGGGCAGCAGAAGGUAGCAGUUGGCUCGAGCCCCAGCCAUAGGAGGAUGCUUUGCUUUGAUGGGUCUGCUGGUGAAACUUCCACUCAGACCAGAAAAACUGCCUCCUCCUCCUCCAAAGCUCCAGCAACAGCUACUCCUGUAUCACCUUCUGUCCAACAGGUGGAGAAAGAGAUACCUAAAUCGGCCUUUGCUAUCUUGGGGAGCAGCAGGCCAAAAAGGAGAAUAGAGACUGUAAGAUGUACGGACAACACUCAAACAUCAUGGACCGGAACAGAGACCGAGAAAUCCUCCACUGUCCAAAAGCAGAAAGAAGCUGCGAAAAAGACCCCUUCAAAGAGGGACGCAGAUCAAAAUGCUAGAGGUCAAAGUGCAAGUACCAGUAGAUCUCAGAGUGCUGGUAACAGUAGGACUGAUGCCUCACAGUCAGAGUCCAGGAAGAGAUCUCAAUCAGCAGACAAGAAGGAUGAUGGUGGAACAGGACCUAAGGAUGCCCAGAGCUUCAGGUCCUCUUCCUCUGAUCACAGACUGAGAUCAGGGAGCAGGAAAGAGAAAGAGAAGGAGGACGCAUGUAGACAAGAGCCUACUGAGAAAUCUCCUGCCAAGGAGCGGGAGGGAUGGACUGAGAAAAGGACAUCUUUUCAGGACCCCCCUCGUGUCACUGCCAAUAAGGAGAAUGAGCUGGAGGGGGGAAGGCGAGAGCAGCAGCCCCCACCAGCACCAAGAGCAUUCAGCCCAGCCACAGUGGGCUCACAAACCCCUGUCCCCCAGGCUAGCUCCAGCAAAACCCCCUGCAAGACCAGCCCACUGACCAAGCAGGCGGCCGAAAUGCUCCACGACAUCCAGGGUUUAAACCCUCCCGCUGCCUCUCCUAAGAGGCCAGGCAUGGGCUGUCCAGAGCUGCCUCUUCCUCUGACCCCUGGCCGUCUCCAGGAGUCUCUAGACUGCCCCAGGAUCCCUGCACGUCAGAGGCUGCGCAGAGACGGAACCCCCAGGCACCUGGUCCCUCCCGCCACCCCGGACCUUCCCUCCUGCAGCCCAGCCAGCGAGGCAGGGAGUGAAAACAGCAUCAACAUGGCGGCCCACACACUGAUUAUCCUAUCCCGAGCUGCCAUCGCCAGGUCGGGCACCCCACUGAAAGACAGCUUGCGCCAGGAGGGGGCUGGAGCAGUGACCCCUGUAGCCUUCAAGAGCAAGAAGCGCAAGCAGCCUGAGCCCCUGGCCAGCCCGCCAGCAAAGAAAGAUUUAUCAGGUUCAUCUGGCAGUAAGAAGAAAGCAAAGAAUCAGCAGAAACUAAUGGAUUCCUUCCCUGAUGACUUGGAUGUGGAUAAGUUCCUGUCUUCACUGCAUUAUGAUGAGUGAUGGGUUGAGUUAUAGCAGUUGGACAAUGAGAUGGGAAUCUCCCAAACACUAUCUACCUACUCUCCAGGAAUAGAACAAGCCAUCAUUUACUGUCAGAGUGACUAUGGUUAACCCAUCAUGCCUUUUAGGAGUUAGGCACCUGUGGACUAGUGGAGCAUGACCUCAGAUCUUAUUUUUUAUAUGUACUGUCUAUGCUUGUAGGGCGUGUCCUACAUCUUAACAACUAAUUAUACAUGUGAUGUAUGUACUGUACAGAAAUGAUUGCAGAAAUGCUAGAUUGAGAACUCUUUGGUUCCAUGCAAGGACUGUAAUGUUAAGAAUGGUUUCCCAAUCUUGUUGUAUUAAUAAUUUCAAGAAUUCAA
Coregonus clupeaformis (lake whitefish) is the source of this 4511-nucleotide messenger RNA. RefSeq names its product protein NPAT. Gene Ontology annotation, cellular component: nucleus. The transcript has 17 exons. Lineage: Eukaryota; Metazoa; Chordata; Actinopteri; Salmoniformes; Salmonidae. Gene Ontology annotation, molecular function: transcription coregulator activity; protein binding. The coding region runs from base 136 to 4149 and encodes 1337 amino acids. The record is from RefSeq and is a predicted model, not a curated record.